Lates calcarifer (barramundi perch) is the source of this 5110-nucleotide messenger RNA. It is a transcript of the gene itga3b, whose product is annotated as integrin, alpha 3b. Bases 211 to 3393 code for a protein of 1060 amino acids. Gene Ontology annotation, biological process: cell adhesion mediated by integrin; leukocyte migration; cell-cell adhesion. The record is from RefSeq and is a predicted model, not a curated record. Gene Ontology annotation, cellular component: integrin complex; external side of plasma membrane. Lineage: Eukaryota; Metazoa; Chordata; Actinopteri; Centropomidae. Gene Ontology annotation, molecular function: integrin binding. The transcript is spliced from 26 exons.
GAAGGAAGGGAAGGGAGAGCAGGGGAGGGCGGCAGACACCAACACCUAGGCAGUAACACUCUUGAGUGCGAAGGGGGGAACAGGCGGCUGUCGAUGGGGAGGUCUCUGUGAAGCAGCAGCAGCAGCAGCCUACCUGUUGGAAAUCAGUGCGGGAGACUGCCUGUGCCGGACCCACGCUGAUCGUGGAUCUGCGGGAAACAGCCCUUAACAAUGUCUCCAAGACUAUUACUCUGCGCUGUUCUGGCUGUGUACCAUGGGACGCAAACCUGCAGCGGAUUUAACAUAGAUGAACGGUUUCCUGUGAUCAAAGAGGGGAAAACCAAAGGGAGCUUCUUUGGAUUCUCAGUAGCUCUGCAUCAACAGACGGAAGGCUCAAAAAAAUACCUGCUUCUUGCAGGAGCGCCCAAAGAAAAAGCCCAAUCUCUACAAAAUGUCAAUGAAACAGGUGGUGUCUACUCCUGCCCCAUCACCACAGACACCACUGACUGCUCCAGAAUGGACCUGGUCAGCACAACAAAUCCUUCUUCUGAGAUGGUGGAGGGCAUGUGGCUGGGUGUGACAGUGGCCACUCAGAGGGACCAGCCGGGGGGACGCAUACUGGCAUGUGGGCAUCGGUAUGUGAAGGUCAUCCAAGGUGGCUCAGAGGAGCAGCGGCGGAUGAUAGGGAAGUGCUACGUAAGGGGAAAUGAUCUGACCUAUGACCCAAAUGAUGACUGGCAGACGUACAAUUACGAGGUUUGCAACCCCAACAACAACAUGGAGUUUGAGGGCAUGUGUAACAUGGGCAUAUCAGCUGGCAUGACAGACACUGACGUCUACAUCGGCUCCGCAGGCAGCUACAUGUGGCAAGGAAAUGUUCAUGUAACAUGGAGAAAUCCAGAUCCAGGGUAUUCUUGGGACUCUAGAGACAAGGACUUUGGCCAGCUGAACAAUCGAUACAGCUAUAUGGGUUAUUCAGUUCUUGAAGAGAAGAAGCUGCUGAGCAGAGACGACUACACAGUAGUGACAGGGUCUCCCAGAUAUGAGUCCAAGGGCUCUGUGAUGUUUGGGACAAAGACUGAUAAUGCCAUCCAACAGACCCUCAUCAUCACCGGGGAGCAAGUGGGCUCGUACUUUGGGGGCAGUCUGGCUGUUACUGAUCUCAACAAUGAUAACUGGAAUGACCUGAUUGUGGGUGCCCCAUUUUACUUUGACCGUAUGAACGAUCAUGGUGGAGCAGUGUAUAUCUUCAUGAAUGAGAAUGGAUCUUUUGAGAAGACUGCCACCAAGGUACUGAAGGGUCCAUCGUCUUCUGGAUUUGGCUUGGCAGUCGCUGCCAUUGGUGAUGUCAACCAAGACGGAUUCCAAGACUUUGCAGUGGGGGCUCCUUUCCACGACACAGGAAAGGUCUACAUAUGGAUGGGAUGUAAAGAGGGAAUCUUAGAGAAUCCCAGUCAGGUGAUAGAGGGUAAGACAGUAGAUAAUGGUGGAUUCCAUACCUUUGGCUACUCAAUCAAUGGAGGGAUGGACAUGGAUGAGAGCGGUUACCCUGACAUCUUAGUUGGUUCCCUGGACGACCGCAUUGCCUUGCUCAGAGCUCGACCAGUUGUCCACUUAAAUACGGUCUUCAAUGCUAUGCCUAAGAUUGUGGACCCUAACCAGUGUCCUGGAAAUACACCAUGCAUUACAGCAACUCUGUGUAUGUCUUUCACUCUGAGCAAUGGAAACAAAGACCUCAAGAAAAAUAUCACGGUGAAGUACACAGUGGAGGCAGACACGGAAAGGAGAAGAAGCCCUCGAGUUCGUUUCCAGAGCAAUAAUGAUGACACCUAUACCGGUUUGCUGAGCUUGCAAUCCUCCAAAAGCACAUGUUCUGAGCUAAAGCUGUUUGUAGUGGCUCCUGUGAGGGACAAACUGGAGUCAGUGGUCUUUUCCCUCAACAUAUCCUUACACGAACAAAAGCCUAAAUCCAGACGCUCCUUGCAGAACCUGGACUCCUUCCCAGUUCUGAGCCAGGGGCAGAAACUCACUCAAAAAGAUGAGAUUGAUUUUCAGAAGGAGUGUGGCUCUGAUAACAAAUGUUCCAGUAACCUGCAGCUGACUGCCAAGUUUGUUGACGAUGAUGAUAAGCCUUACCCCAGGGACAAGCUGGGUUUAACCCAGGUGCUUCAGUUCAAUACCAAUAUGAAGAUCAUAAGGCUGAUGGUGGAGGUGACUAACAUCCCUACCGGGGCGAGGUUGGCCGAGGAUGCUCAUCAGGCCAUGCUCAAUGUCACCAUCCCUGAAGCGCUGACAUACUCUGGUGUCAGGUCAUCGGACCACGAUGUACAAUGCAGUCUUGAUACCACAGUGAUCUGUGAGCUGGGGAAUCCACUUAAAGGCAAUGAAAGGGUGUCACUUGUCCUCAAGUUUCAGACAACAGGGAUUGAUUUAUACACACAAGAGAUUAACUCCCAGCUGCUUCUGUCCACUCUCAGUGAACAGAGUGACCUGAGGCCUGUGCCUGUGGCCCUGAUGAUUGAAAACACCAUUCUCCCCACCUUCUCCUUAGCGAACGCCUUGGUGCAAACAAAAUUCGGCGGGACAGUGAUGGGCGAGUCAGCUAUGGUAAACACCAGUGACGUGGGCAGUCUGGUGGAGUUCACCUUCAAAGUGAACAUGAGGGGACAGCCCCUCGGAAACUUGGGGACCCUGGCUGUGGAGUUUGAUUGGCCCUAUGAGGUAGCCAACGGCAAGUGGCUGCUGUACCUGACGAAGAUUGUCGUUAUGGGGGACUCAGAGAUGGAAUGUAACCCUCCUGACUCAGUUGUCAACAAUCGGAACCUAACUUUGUCGGGGAGCGGACCUAAGCGUACUAAGCGGCAGAUUGUGGUGGAUGAUGGUCAUGAUGAGACACAGCCCCAUAACAUUGAGCCGCAGGCAGCCAUCACAUUGGUCACGCAUCGAAAAGAGACCCACUUGUUGGAAUGCUCAAAGGGAACAGCGAAAUGCGUGAAGUUCAGCUGCCCACUGCUCAACAUGACGGAUUCAGCCAAGAUUUAUGUCCGGUCCCGUUUGUGGAACAGUACAAUGUUAGAGGACUAUUCCAAUGCUCUGCGAGUUACAGUCAGAGGUCAUGCCACACUGAAGCUCAUAAAAAAUACAUCAAACAUCAAGAUGGAAAAUCAGACCAUCAUGUUCACAGUAGAAAUAGAACCAGUGGAGGGAGUGGAGACACCCUAUGAGCUCCCGCUGUGGAUCAUCAUCUCAGCAGCAGUAGCAGGAAUUUUACUACUAGGAAUCAUCAUUCUGAUACUAUGGAAGUGUGGCUUCUUCCAGAGGGCCAGCAGGAGGGAAAUGUAUGAGGCCAAGGCGCAGAAGGCUGAGAUGAAGAUCCAGCCCUCUGAGACAGAGAGGUUGACUGAGGACUACUGAGGCCCACCUGGGUCCCCAAACAGCACACACCAGUGGGGCUUUUGGCUUGGAUUCUUUAAGCGAGCCAUCUACUACCGGAUAAUGCCAAAGCACCAGGGGGUGAAAAUUCGCAAGGCUGAGCGCUAUCAGUUCAAUCUGGGAUUUCAGCCUGAGGAGCCGCAGAAAAAGUAUUGGAUCACCAACUGGACAGAGAUGCAGCAUUACUACUACUGAGGCCUUUACUUUGAACCCUGAACCACUCAACAUCACACUGGCACAGGCCAAACAAAGAGCACUGGGCUCAGCUGAGCCACAUGGACUUUACAGCGCAUGGACCAACUGUGGGUAAAGCAUUCAAUUUGACACUUUUUUUUAAAUUUUCUAGUAGAUUUCAUCAACUCUUUCAGUGCAAUAUACUGAACAUUUUUGUUUCAGAGAUUGUAAUUUGUUAAGUAUUUUUGAAGAAUGCAGUGUUGUACAUUGGAUUGGCAUUCAAGAGUAAAUUGUAAAUUGUUACAUUGCAGGUUUUUAUGUACUGAACUUUGCAUGUGUACUUUCAUUUUUUCUUUCUGAAUCCUCUGAGCAAAGUCACCAUGUUGAUUUCCACCAUUUCUAUUUUUCUCUCUGAGAGUCCCUUGAUUCUCUCUGUGAUUGUAUAUGCCCUUCCUGCUCUGUCGCCAGGCAUCACUUAAUGGUCAGUUGUUGUAGGCUACGCAAAGGUUUAAAACCUGCACCAGUAGUUUUGGAGAUCAUUUUCCAACUGCACUUAAAAGAUGUUGACCAGCACCCACUCUGUAAUGAGUGACGGAGUGUCUUUAUGUGAAUGUCCAUCUCAGUGUUUUGCAAGCAUUACGUAGACUAGCGUCUUGAGUGCAGUUAUGUUUGUGGCUCUCAUGUGUAGAACGUGACUUUGAAAUUUUUCUAGCUACAUACAAAUAUUAUUUCCCUGGUUUAGGGAAUAAACACAGAGAGGGCCAAAGAAAGUGGUACUCAGUGGUGAAUCUUACACUUUAUAGCCCAGCUGGACAUGUUUAAUUUGCCCAAAUUUAAAUUGCAUUGUAAAGAGUCAUCCAAGCACCUCUGCAACAAGUUGAAAAGCAGUAGGUUCUUGUUUGUAUGUAGAAUUAUUCAACAUUUGAUGAUGAGAUCAUGGGAGCACACUUGAUUAUUAUUUAUUACACUGUCAUGUGUUAUUACAGUAAAGAACAUGUCUGAAUAUAUGUCACAUAUAGGGAGUCACAACACUGGAUUAAAGAAUACAUGCUAUUAUAUCUUCAUGAGACUUCAUGAUAUUGUAAGCUUCAGCAUAGAUAGCUACAUCAUGAAUUGUACAUAGUGACAAUUUAUGCUGAAUUCAGUAUUUGAAUGAAUGUCUACACUAUGUCAUUGGCCUUUGUUGUUUCACUGUCCCAAAGCUUUGUAUUUUUGUAUGAGACAGUAAGCUGACACUUGGAUUGUUUCCAAGCCAUUGUGGCCAACCUGCAGCAUUGAAGGCAUACUGGAUCCGGAGAAGACUGUCACUGAACAGUCUCUGAUGGGACUGAGUGUUGCGUUACCAAUCUGGUCCAUGCUACCUGAGAGCCCACAGCUACUCUGUUGUGACUGUGACCAGUACAGAGGCUCCAUUGACUCUGUGAGUAAAGAGGGAAGGGCUGAAACCAAUGCACAAACUCUGUUCUGUGUGGUGGUAUUUUUUUUACUGUGCAGUUUCAAUGUAAUUAAAUUGUUUUUAACAACC